This is a messenger RNA of Rhagoletis pomonella (apple maggot), 2378 nucleotides long. RefSeq lists its product as uncharacterized. NCBI's taxonomy places the organism in Eukaryota, Metazoa, Arthropoda, Insecta, Diptera, Tephritidae. The record is from RefSeq and is a predicted model, not a curated record.
CAACAUAACAUAACAACUGCUGCUUUAAACGGUUUAUUAAAAGUUCUAAAAUCAAAUAUACCUGACUUGCCAGCAGAUGCUAGGACGUUAAAACAAACCCCUAACGAAAUUAUAGCUAGAAAAAUGGGACCAGGUGAAUAUGUUCACUACGGACUUAUCGAUUGUUUGACAGACUUCUUAGAAGGUAAUGUUUUUAAGGAUAGAACAAUCCUUCUUAAUAUAAAUAUAGAUGGAUUGCCUCUUUGUAAGAGCUCGCGAUUACAAGCAUGGCCCAUUUUAGUAAUAAUUCACGGCACUUCUGUUGUACUGAUGGUAGGUACUUAUGAAGGUAUAAGUAAGCCUCAAAAUGUUAAUGAGUAUUUGCAAUUUUUCAUUGAAGAAGUUUGCCAAUUAAUUAAUGAAGGGAUUAGUUAUAAAUCGAACUUUUAUGAAGUAAAAUUCAGGGCCGUUAUAUGCGACGCACCAGCAAGAUCCUUUGUUUUAGGUGUCAAAAGUCAUAGCGCAUACUUUAGUUGCAUAAAAUGCCAACAAAAAGGCAAACAUUUCGAAAAUAGGAUUACUUAUGAGUUGGAAAAUUCUAUGCUUAGAACUGAUGAGCAGUUCCGAAAUAGAUGUGAUCCCAACCAUCAUAACGUAAUGACUAAAAUGGCUAUUGAGCAGUUACCUAUUAAUAUUGUGACUCAAACUGCAUAUGACUACAUGUACAUUAUUUGCCUGGGUGUCGUUAAAACUCUACUUAAUUCAUGGAUUUCCGUAAGACGGAAGAAAUAUUCUCUAACAAAGGAGAAGAUCGAAAUAUUAAAACAGCGUUUACUUUUAUUGAAACCAAAUAUAUCAAAAGAAUUCUCGAGAAAACCAAGGCAAUUUUGUGACUUAGACAGAUGGAAAGCUGUUGAAUUUAGACAAUUUUUAAUUUACACUGGUCCUGUCAUAUUAAAAGAUAUUUUAUCUGACCUUCGCUACAAGCAUUUUUUAAAAUUGAGCUUGGCUAUAAGGAUUUUACUUCAUAAGAGCCAUUGCUUAACUAACAAUAGUUGUGCGAGGGAACUUAUUACUGAUUUUAUAAACGAAGUACCCGAUCUUUAUGACAUAGCAUUGCUCAAAUAUAACUUUCAUUGCCUUUUGCAUCUACCUGACGAAGUUCUAAAUUUUCGUGAAAACCUGGACACGUUUAGUGCCUUUAAAUUUGAGAAUCACUUGUAUAAAGUCAAGCAAAUGGUUAGGAAGGGAAACUUUGUUGCGUCUCAAAUAUAUAAUCUUCUCGUUGAGCAAAGCCUGCAAGUCACCAGAGAAGAAUGCUCAACUCUAAGUUUGGAAAUAAACGCUGAAGGCGAACUAUUAUCCGUAACCAGUCACAAUAUGUUUUGGUCAAAAAAGUUCCCAGACAAUUUUUACAUUUUUGACGGCAAAAUUUUUAAGAUCCAGUCCUUUUCAAUUUACGAAGAUAAAUUGGUUCAUUCAAAUGAAGUGUUGAAUUUAAAAGAUUAUUUUGAAAUACCCUUAAAGUCAAGCCUAUUAAAUAUAAAAUGCUCUGAUUCACUGUUAUAUGAUUUAAAAACAAUAAUUCAUUCUUGUUCACAACUAAAAGAAAAGUGUUUACUUUUGUAAAGUAAUUUUGGACCAGUUAAUGUUUUUGUACCUCUCGUACACAACGCAUAAUGUCUGAAAAAACGUAUAACUUCCUAAAAGAUUCCCAACUGGGCAGGAACCAUUUUUUGCCUUUAACAAUGAUUCAGGAAUCUCAACCAGUUCAAAAGCAAACUACGCAAAUAACUCCAAUAAACACUCUGCUUCCUCUAAAUACGCUGACUUCGUUGGAAUCUUCGAUGAAGACAGUGCUUUUAGGAAAACCGUCUAAUUUGGAAUCUAAAAUGGAUACCUGCCUCAAAGAAAUAAUUUGCCUAAAAAAUGAAAAUCAAGAACACAACAAAACUCAAACAAGGUUAUUAACAGAAAUUUUAAAUAUUAGGCGACUUCUUACUGAGAAGACCGCAACAAGUAAUCGUGAAACGGCAUUUCCAAAGACUCCUUUUGAAACAAAAGAGGAAUUCCUACAUUUCGAAGAUGAAAUUCAAAGAGAUGCGGAGAAGGUUAAAAUAAUUGAAAACGAAAUCUUUUUGAUUGGCAUCCCCGAGUGCGGAAAAUUUGUGAGAGCUGUUUGGAAACGUUUAGUCAUCGAUGAAGUUGCUUGCCAAAUAACAUGGAAAAAUGUUGAUAAUAAAAUUUCGCUUCAAAAUUUAGCCAUAACUGCUGCGUUUAAAGAAGCCUAUUUCAGAAAAUUUUCUAACGAGGCGGAUUUUAAGAAAUUUACAACAAAAUGGUUUCAAACUGCACGGGACCGUGUUAACUAUAAAGCAAAACAAAUCAAACUAUAAAUU